AUGGGACAAGACUCCAUGCCUGUUGGUUCUAUGUGUGUUGGAAUGAGUGUGAUGGCAGCAGCCUGGAAGUUGCCUUUGAAUCAAUUGGAGACUGGGGUCUUAUCACUACAGAGUUCUGGGGGAGACAUCCUACUCUACCAUGUUGACUUCAAGUGGGACUAUCUUUGUGAAGAUGAAGGUGUCUUUUCCCUGGCUGUUGUGGCCCAAGUUACGGUUGGCAAAAUUGCUGAAGAUGGAUUAGCCAUUGAAGGAACAGAGAUUGUCUCCUUUGUUUCAGAGUAUGAGAUUGACUUGAUGGAUGACUCCUUUGGCUGGUUUGACGUCCCGGUGACAUUUGGAUCCAUGUGUGUUGGCUUGAGCAAGGAUGGCAGCAACUUUGAGGUGACCUUUGAGUCUACAGGAGACUGGGGUCUCAUCACAACUGAAUUCUGGAUGGGAGACAACGUACACGGCGUUCCCUUUGACGAGGAGGGUUCCCUGGAUUUGGAGAGCUUCCCAUACUAUUGUGACCGUUGGCAAGAUGUCGAAGAUGGUCUGGCCAUUGAUGGUACAGAAAUUGUUUCCUUUGCUUCGGAAUAUGAGAUUGAUUUGAUGUAUGACUCUUUUGGUUGGUUUGAUAUCCCAGUGACCUGUGCUUGUGAACAAAAGAAGAACGAGUGUUCUGAUGAUCAAAGGGAACCCAAGAUUCUCAAACCUGAAUGUCAAAAUGUUAUUGCAGGUGACUCGACUAGUGUUGGUUCUAUUUGUGUUGAGUUGAGCAAUGAUGGCAGCAGCUUGGAAAUUGCCUUUGAAUCAAUUGGAGACUGGGGUCUUAUCACCACAGAAUUUUGGGUAGGAGACCAUGUUACCAGUGUUCCCUUUGAUGAUGAUGGUGCCCUGGAUGUGGAGAGCUUCCCAUACUAUUGGUGCAACUCCACAGGAGAGACUUCCCAUACCACACUUGUUGACUUCAAGUGGGGUUAUAUGUGCGGAGAACAGGACUACUUCUCUCUUGCUAUUGUAGCGCAAGUUACGGUUGGCAAGUUGUCUGAGGGGGGCAAUGCAAUUGAAGGCACCGAGCUUGUCUCCUUUGCUACCAAGUACGAUAUUGACUUGAUGGAUGAUUCCUUUGGCUGGUUUGAUGUCCCUUUGACCUGUGUUUGCAAAAAACCUGCUUGUGUUGAACCCAAGCCUCCAAGCCCUGAUUGCCACAAUGUUCUGGCUGGCGAUAACACUCCAGUUGCAUCCAUCUGUGUUGAUUUGAGCAAUGAUGGCAGCAGCCUGGAUGUUGUGUUUGAGUCUACAAGGGACUGGGGUCUUAUCACGACUGAGUUCUGGGUGGGUGACAAUGUAACUAGUGUUCCGUUGGAUGAUGGCGCCUUGGAUGUGGAGAGCUUCCCAUACUUUUGGUGCAACUCCUCAGGGGAGGUAUCACAUACCACUCAUGUUGACUUCAAGUGGGAGUAUCUUUGUGACGAGCUGGAUGAGUUUUCUCUUGCUUUUGUUGCCCAAAUCACCGUGGGCAAGAUGUCUGAAGAAGGUGACGCUAUCGAGGGAACAGAAAUAUCAUCCUAUGCCACAAAGUACGAGAUAGACCUGCAGGACGAGAUCUUUGGUUGGUUCGAUUAUGGAAUUGUGUGUGGAUGCAAAGCUUCCAAAGAAAGCAAUGGAAAGUCAGCAUCCACAGCUGUGACCCCCAAUGGCUGCGUGAGUGGCGUCCUAGUCGACCACACGGUGGCGACUGUGCCGGUGCUCGGUGUCUUUGUGAAGGGAUCUGCUUCUGUAUCACAUAGUUUGCUUGUUCCAAAGAAUGCCGAAACCAUGUCCUUCCAGUUCAAGUUGCAUCAAAUUGACCUGUGGGAGCGUCUGGACAAGGUUGUUGCGUCAUUGAAUGGUGUUGCCAUCGAUCUGGGUGCCCUCGAGCAGUUCGAUCAUCGCAACAAUCCUAUGAACUACCAAAGCGGAACUCUGCUGAAUGGCGAGGUUUCCUGGUCUCGCCACAAGGUGCUGGAUACCAAUGACUACAACGACCAAGUGCAUUUGGUGCAGGUGACCGUUGCAGGAAAAUACUUUGCAUCUGGCAAACUCGACGUUGAGUUCCAUGCAAGCUUAUCGCAUUCCGCAGCCAGUCAGAGUGCUUCGAUUCGCGAUUUGGAGAUAGUUGCUUCCGGUUAUUGGUGCAAAGAGGACCUUCCAAAGUUGCCCUCCAACAACAACAAAGAGAUGUUGGCAGCGCCCACGUUUGCUCCUUCCGCGAAACCGUCGCUGGCAGGCUUUCAAUGUACAUCGUCUCAUUUGGUUGUUACGGAGGACUUUGAGGCAGAAGAUUGCGAAGAUCUCUGGCACGAAGGUACCGUGUCCUACGGCAGUAAUUUUUCGCACUUUUUGGGUCGCAUGGGCCGUGGCAACGAAUACAUUUGGCGUGAAUUUGAGGUGCCCGUGGCGGAUGGUGAUGUGACGGCCGAGAAUGUGACGAUCGAAUUUGCCCUCUACCAACUUGACGACUGGAGUGAAGGAACUUUCAGUGUUAUUGUUGGUGAAACUGAAAUUUUGCUGCAAGGCAUCGCUUCGGAGCCUACGGAAGACUUUGUCAGCGGGUUGGUCGAUGGCAUUGCCUGGUGGCGCGAAACGUUUGUGCAAGGCUUUGACCUCGGCUUUAACACCGACGCGGACAAGAAACACUUGGUGGAAUUGACUGUGCCCGGCGACAAGUUUAGUGCCAAUGGCACCUUGUUGCUUGGAUUCAAGGCCGAUUCCGAUGUCAGCGUGUCCCACCACAGCGCGGGAGUGGACAAUUUGAACAUUACCGCAAACUACGAUUGCAACAACGAUCAACGCUCGUUAUUGGCAGCAGCAGCCUCGACGUACGACAAGAAACAAGACCUUGUGGUUGCCAAAGAAACCUACGAAUCCGGCCAAGUCAUUGGCUGGGUCAACGGCCUGAUUUCUCAGAAUGAUCGCCGCGGACACUUUUUGGGUCGCCUUGGACUCGAGAAUGACUUUGUGUCCAAGACCUUCCGUGUCCCACCGACCGCCGAGUCGAUGUCGCUCGAGUUUGACCUGUACACGUUGGGCAACUACCCCUGGCGCGUCAAGUCGGACCAAUUCCAUGUCAAGAUUGGCAUUACCAGUGUGCACGUUGGCAGUCUCCGCAAUUUGCAAGACAGCGGCAGUGUGAAGAGCAUUUCCUGGACUCGUGCGGUGGAUCCUACGGACAGCAAUCUCCAUCAUGUUACCAUGGAUAUCGCCUCGUUGUACUUUCCAUCGGGCGAGCUCAGCGUUGGCUUUCACAUCAUGACGACCGAUUCGAUUGCCAAGAAGAGUGUCGGUGUGGAUAAUCUCAUAAUCACAGCCCGUGCUGUGCAUACUACCGCCUCUGACCAAGAGAGAAAGAAGACGAAUGAACAAGCGACAACAACAACAAAGAAAGAGAGCACAUCAUACUCUCACUACCAAGCUCCUACCACGAAACAAGAACCAGUCAAGCAGCGCCCCGUGCGCAACCACGGUGGAGUCUGUUACUCCGAAGAUUUCCCCUGUGGCGGUGACAAACCAGGCAUGGUUUACAUCUGCCACUACUCUAUCAAGAAGGGGUACCAGACGUACUGCCUGAAUGAAGAGGACACUGAUAUUGUCCGAUCCUAUGCCGAUGAUUACUGUGGCCCUUGUGUCGGUGGUUACGGCCAGCAGCAGGGCUACUCGUACCGUUCCUAG
Seminavis robusta is the source of this 3693-nucleotide messenger RNA. The record is from the annotation of a GenBank genome assembly. NCBI's taxonomy places the organism in Eukaryota, Bacillariophyta, Bacillariophyceae, Naviculales, Naviculaceae.